AUGUCCACCUCCACCUCCACCUCUGCCCCCGAUGCCAUGGACGUCGCCUCUUCUCCCGGCGCUUCUGUUCCGAGCCAUGUGGCCGACCGUGAGACCAAUGGCAAGCCGGCCAACCGCCCGAGCCAACUGUCCAACAAUGACCGGAACGCCGCCGACUCGUCAUCCAACAUGCCCGCGCCGCCGACCGCCGCCUCGUCCACUGUUCACCAGCCCAAGAUUGUACAAACUGCCUUCAUCCACAAGCUAUACAAGGCACGUGUCACUGACAGCAUUCGCAGCAUGCUGGAAGACUCCAGCAUUCAGCACUUGAUAUCAUGGUCGUCCAAUGCGGAGAGCUUCGUCAUGUCCCCCACUGCCGAUUUCUCCAAAGUCUUGUCACAAUAUUUCAAACAUACCAACAUCUCCUCAUUUGUGCGUCAGCUGAACAUGUACGGGUUCCAUAAGGAACGAGAUGUUUUCCACACUGGCAAUCCCGACACGACACUGUGGGAGUUUAAGCACGGCAAUGGCAGUUUUAAGCGGGGAGACAUCGCCGGACUGCGUGACAUCAAGCGACGAGCCAGUCGCCAUGCUCUAGUCCAUCGCGAGACCAACUUCACAAAGCCCAGCUCUUCGCAACCCGGUACACCUGCCGAGCCUCUCCAAAUCCCCCCCGAGAGCAUCGACGCGAGGCUCUCCAAUCUGGAGAACACUCUCUACGACGUCAGCGCACGAUUGCAACGAAGCGAAGAAAACGCCCACUACAUGCACCUGAAAAACCAGACUGCAAUGGAAAUGACGGGUCGGUUGCUCCAUUUCAACCAGGAACUGGCUCGGGCCAUAAUUUCCCUGGUGCCGCUGGACAGUGCAGUUCAACGUGAUGUCAUGAGUCUGCAAGCAGAGAUACAACGACAGGCCGAAAUGAUUCGGACGGUUGACGAGCCUCUAGACGUGCCGUUCGCAAGUCGCCAGCAAUACUUUGGCAACGUCGACAACGCCCCCGUGUCACCCGGGCAGCUGCCACAAGACGACACCAGACGACCAGUUGGUGGCCUGGCAGUACCGCAGUCCCAGGCCCGAGGGCAGCCCUUGUACCGACCCGGUGUACCGUCAGGUCUCGCGCUCGGGGCGCGUCGUCCAUACGGCUCGAUUGGCGGUGGCAGCAACACACAAUCCUCACCUCUCCGCAACGCCGCGGCUCCGCCACCCCCGGGUCCGCAUCCCCUCUCAAACAUGGAGACACCUCCCGGCAACCUGGCUCGAAGACACACUACUGCCGACAUCCGUGCCCAUGGAUGGCAGCCUACGCCCUCGUCCUUCUCAGCAUCCAACGCGCCUCCCGGCCCGUGGCCCUCGUCGCCUGGAAGAGUGGCCUCGGAAGACCAGCGUAUAAGAGAUUCGCUGUCGACAUACUCGCUGCAGACGGCUUCACAUUCUCACCCGCAUUCUCGUCCCACGACCCCUCCACCCCCGCACGCACCUGCAAACGGCGGCAGCAAUGGGGCGAAUACAGAUGCAUUUGGCGGGUGGUCCUGGAACUCAGGAGGCAACAGGGACACCAAAGGAUCCCUAUUCAAGGAUUCGUCGGCACCCCAAACUAGGAGAGGCAGCAUGGCGCACAUCCUGAACCCAAGUGACACGGCCGAGAGGUCAGACGAGGACGAAGAUCCGCGCGGCGACGACGACAGAAAACGAAAACGAAUGCAAUGA
Metarhizium album ARSEF 1941 is the source of this 1689-nucleotide messenger RNA. RefSeq names its product flocculation suppression protein. Gene Ontology annotation, biological process: regulation of DNA-templated transcription. The transcript has 5 exons. The record is from RefSeq and is a predicted model, not a curated record. Bases 1 to 1689 code for a protein of 562 amino acids. NCBI's taxonomy places the organism in Eukaryota, Fungi, Ascomycota, Sordariomycetes, Hypocreales, Clavicipitaceae. Gene Ontology annotation, molecular function: sequence-specific DNA binding; DNA-binding transcription factor activity.